This is a messenger RNA of Cynara cardunculus var. scolymus (artichoke), 2818 nucleotides long. RefSeq names its product G-type lectin S-receptor-like serine/threonine-protein kinase At1g34300. The transcript has a single exon. The record is from RefSeq and is a predicted model, not a curated record. Gene Ontology annotation, biological process: protein phosphorylation. Gene Ontology annotation, molecular function: ATP binding; protein serine/threonine kinase activity. Bases 113 to 2635 code for a protein of 840 amino acids. Lineage: Eukaryota; Viridiplantae; Streptophyta; Magnoliopsida; Asterales; Asteraceae.
AAGUCAAAGUCCAAGUCAAAGUCUUCAUCUACAUUGGAUCAACACUUGAUCAUCGUGUCUCUCUCUUCAUCCUACAAAUUCAUGGUGGAAAUACCACCGGAAAACCCUAACCAUGAUCGCCUUCAACCCCUUUCUGCAAUUCCUCUUGUCAUCAACAAUCAUCUUUUCCCUUUCCUCCUCCUCCGCCACCGCCGCUGAUAUUCUACCAGGCCAAUCUCUCUCCGCCGCAAACCCCAACCAAAGUUGGAACUCACCUAGUAAUACCUUCUCUCUUAGCUUCAUCUCUGAAUCCCGCGACACCAACUUCGUUGCCAUCAUCUACAAUGGCAUAUCACUCUGGAAAGCCGGUGGAGAUGCCGGCGUCGCUGACUCCACCGCCUCCCUCACCUUCCUUUCCGAUGGCAACCUUCGUCUCGUCAAUGGAUCCUCCGGCUCCGUCGUCUGGCAGUCCAAUACCGCCGGUCGUGGCGUCACCACAGCUUCUCUUGAUGAUUCAGGUAAUUUGGUCCUCCGAAAUGGGUCCGUUUCUGUAUGGUCCACAUUUGAAAAUCCCUCCGAUACGAUACUUCCCAACCAGAAUUUCACAGUGAAUAACGUUUUGCGUUCUGGAUUAUACUCGUUUCGAUUGAUUGAUUCUGGGAAUUUAACUCUUAGAUGGAAUGAUUCGAUUGUGUAUUGGACUUUAGGGUUGAACUCAUCGGUUAAUGCUAACCUAACUUCACCAAGUUUAGGUCUACAAUCAAUUGGGAUUCUAUCACUUUCAGACCCUAUGCUUCCCACCUCUGUAAUUAUGGCUUACAGUAGUGAUUAUGCUGAAGGUCCUGAUAUAUUUAGGUUCACCAAGUUAGAUAACGAUGGCAAUUUGAGGAUUUACAGCUCCUCCAUGGGUACUGUUGGUGCUCAAAAUGUGAGAUGGGCUGCUGUUAGUGAUCAAUGCGAGGUAUUCGGUUAUUGUGGUAAUUUGGGUAUCUGUAGCUAUAACGGUUCGGAUCCGGUUUGCGGUUGUCCGUCGCAGAAUUUCGAUGCAAUUGAUCCAAACGAUGGCCGAAAAGGUUGUCGGAGGAAGGUGGAGAUUCAGAAUUGCCCCGGUAGCGCCACCAUGUUAGAAUUGGAUAAUUCUAAGUUCUUAACUUACCCACCGGAAUUGACUUCGCAGGUGUUCUUCGUGGGUAUUUCCGCUUGCCGGUUGAAUUGUCUCGUUAGUGGUUCUUGCAUUGCUUCCACCUCGUUAUCGGAUGGAACGGGUUUGUGUUACUUGAAAGUCCCGAGCUUUGUGAGCGGGUAUCAAUCGCCUGCGCUUCCAAGCACAUCAUAUCUCAAGGUCUGUGGACCUGUGACCCCGAAUCCCUCAGUGACUUCCGAAAAGGGCACCCGAUGGAAACUACGACCAUGGGUCGUGGUGGUCGUGGUUAUUGGUACGCUUUUCGGUUUGGUUAUGGCGGAAUUCAGUUUAUGGUGGUGGUGUUGUCGAAACAGCCCGAAACUUGGUGUAUUAUCGGCUCAAUAUGCACUUCUCGAAUAUGCCUCAGGUGCACCGGUCCAGUUCUCGUACAAGGACCUCCAACGGGCCACAAAAGGGUUCAAGGAGAAGCUUGGAGCCGGUGGGUUCGGUGCGGUCUAUAAAGGGGUUCUAGCAAACCGAACGGUGGUUGCCGUGAAACAACUAGAGGGGAUCGAGCAAGGCGAGAAACAGUUCCGGAUGGAGGUUGCAACCAUCAGUAGCACCCACCAUUUGAAUUUGGUGAGACUGAUCGGGUUUUGUUCCGAGGGUCGGCACCGGCUUUUAGUCUACGAGUUCAUGAAAAACAGUUCGCUCGACAACUUCCUCUUUACUGCCGAAGAACAAUCCGGAAAGAUGUUGAACUGGGAGAGUCGGUUCAAUGUCGCUCUCGGGACGGCCCGGGGGAUCACGUACCUUCACGAGGAAUGCCGAGACUGUAUCGUCCACUGUGAUAUAAAACCCGAAAACAUCCUGUUGGAUGAGAAUUACAAUGCCAAGGUUUCGGAUUUCGGGCUCGCAAAACUUGUGAACCCGAAAGACCAUAGGUACCGGACGUUAACGAGCGUGAGAGGGACUCGAGGAUAUUUGGCUCCCGAAUGGCUUGCAAACCUCCCGAUCACAUCCAAAUCAGAUGUAUACAGUUACGGGAUGGUGUUGUUAGAGAUUGUAUGCGGAAGACGGAAUUUCGAAGUCUCAGAAUACACCAACAGGAAAAAGUUUUCGAGCUGGGCAUACGAAGAGUUCAACAAAGGAAACAUCAAAGAGAUUAUCGACAAAAAGAUCGUAAACCAUGACCAGAUCGAUAUAGAUCAGGUUCGGAGAGUGAUCGAAACGAGCUUUUGGUGCAUUCAAGAGCAACCGUCUCAGAGGCCGAUGAUGGGAAAAGUUGUUCAGAUGUUGGAAGGGGUGACAGAGAUGGAGAGGCCGCCGGAUCCUAAGACGGGCUCCACCAUCGAAGGUUCGGUUGCUGGGACUAGCGUGAACCUGAGUAGCAGUGUCUCCACCUCUACACCGUCGUCUAUGCCGCCUCCCUCAUCAUCAUCGUCCCUCCAAACUCUGAGAGGGUCUUCGUUUACUUCGGGGAUGAACAUCGAGAGGGCAUCGUCAUCGCUAUUGAAUUCGGUUACGAUGUGAAACGGUCGGUUUUCGGUUAUGGUAUGAUGUUUAGAUACAAGUUUGUGUACGUAUUAUUAUGGAAGUCAUAUGUAAGUAGUAAUGUUAUUAUUGUAUGUGCCUCAAAUAUGCUUUGAUCUCAGCUUUAUAAUUUGAUGUCAGCUGGGUUUUUGCAUAUACCAUAUAACGAGUUAAAACAAGUUU